GUGACAUCACAGCUCCCAAUGUGCAUCCUUUCACGGAAAGGGCAUCGCGAGCAGCGCGGCGCUGAAACAGGGCAGGCUGGGCUGGACGCUGCCUUCAGCAGCUCAGUCUAUCUGUGUGUGAUUUACUGAGAGGAGCUGCAGCUGCUUGAGCAGGGAUUCUGUAUAAAGAGCUCUCCUCUGCAACCUCCCUGUAAUGUGUUGCUGUCAGUGACAUUGAGAGUCUCCAGGUUCCUGUUCUCUGUGCUGACUUCAGAGAUUCGAGAUAAAGAAUGGAAUCGGCCUCUGGAGUCCACAUCUGCAGUCUGCAUCCCGACACAGUGCGGUGCUUCGCUCUCAGCAGCCUGAGGGCUUCGUGACUUCCUGUAAGAGCGCUCAGAGACGUUUUGGAGGACGAGGUGGUGGUGAGGCAGCAUUGCUGAGCUCAGAGCUUUCGCACUGUGGAGAACUAGCUUUCAAGGUGAACUCUACUGCACAGGUGGGGAUGUCUGACGGAGCUGAGCCCAGAGACUGUGAUGAGGCCUUUGAGUCAGAAGAGGGCGAUGGAGACCAGUUUUUGGAGGAGGAGGAGGACGAGGAGGAUGAGACAGAGAGCAGUAAAGAGCUCUUAGAGAGGCUGAGAGAGCUUGAGGCAGAAAACACAGCCCUUGCUCAAGCCAAUGAGAAUCAGAGAGAAGCUUACGAGCGAUGUCUAGAUGAGGUGGCCAACCAUGUGGUGCAGGCAUUGCUGAACCAGAAGGACCUACGGGAGGAGUGCAUCAAGCUGAAGAUGCGCGUGUUCGACCUGGAGAGACAGAACAAGACUUUGACGGAGCUCUUCACUCAGAAACUGCAUUCCACACCCAAUCCUUUACAACAGCUGCCGUCAGUAGCCUGUCCAGAGCACAGCUCGGAGGCCUUGGUCAUUGGCACAGAAAAGCUGACCACAUUCAGUUCUCAGGGGAAGGUCAAGAGCAAUGAUGAAUGCACACAGAACGGCACAGGAGGCUCCCCUCAAGCGUCGGCCUCCUCCAUGGAAGCCAUGUCUCCAUUCCUUAAAAAGAAAGCACACAUCCUGGAGGUUCUUCGUAAGCUGGAGGAGUCAGAUCCACUUAAGUUUCAUCCAUCAGCCUGCUACUACUAUCACGGACAGGCAUUGUUGCCAGGAGAGACGACUGUAGUGACUCCAAGCACACGUCAGCCCCACUGCCGACACUCCAGUUCAGAUUCAGAUAUUCAUGAGUAUGCUAAUGGAGAAGGGGCACAACAAGACAGCCGUGCGUCCUUGAGGUAUGGCGGUUGUCCGUCCUGUCGUAUUCUUUCUCAGAGAAGUAGCUUAGACAGCCUGCUUAAAUGUAACCAGGUAACCAUGGGCUCACAUUCUGGCAGAGAUGAGUCCCAGACAUCUUCAGAAGAGCACAGUGCUUCAGCACAAAGCACACAUCCACAGACAAAGAUGCCGGACAAAGCAAACCAACCCAGUACACACAACAGAGCAAAUGUUACUCAUUUCUCUCAGCCAAAAGCCACUGUUCCAUAUCUUUCUUCCCUGACUGCCGAUUCCUCUGAAAUAGGCGAGGAGCCAAAGCACGACAGGGACAAAAUAUCACCAACAAAGUCAAAGGGUGCUAAUAGUGGUUCUCAGGAUGUUAGGCAAUGUGACAGCAUACCAACUAGAGCUGAUGAGUGCCGUUAUCUGGAGGUUGCCACCGAUUCUGUGAAACAUGAGCAUGACUCCUCGGUCUGCAAUGGAGUCUUCUCCUCCAACGAAGCUUCGGUAUCCAAGAAAGCAUCUGUUGAGUCAUAUUCUCCGACAACUUCAGCAAUUGUGCAGCAGCAAGCCACAGGAAAAGGCAAGUUUCUACACAGUCCAACAUCUCCUCCCUCCUCGUUCAGCGAGUCUAAGCCAUCUCCUGUCUCUUCCCCAUCAAAGCUGCUCAAGUUCCUCAAGAUACCUUCAAUGGCGGAGAACACACCAACAGCCAAUGCCUUGCGCUUAAGUCCUCAGCUUACGCGCAGCUCAAAAAUUCCUUGUAGGAAUAAUUAUGAGGUCUACCAAUCACCCGUGAUGUCCCGCAAAGCUACCACAACAGAGCGAGAUAAACCAUCUUCUGCCUCCAAAACAGACACCUAUCCUGGUACACAUUCUGCCCCCACCUCCCCGCCAAAGCCUGAGGACACUUGUCCAUCCAUUCCCAUGAAAGAAUCAGGUUACAGUAGUCACUCAGCUCCGAAGCCAAGCAGGGCUUCCAAAGGCACAAGUCAAUCCUCCUCACAGCCUCAUAAAGGUACUCAGGUGCCUCACUAUGAAAACAUUUUAGAUCCCUCUGCUUCUCAUUCCAUAAAUGGAUUUCCCCAGAUAACCCCAGAGGAAAUGGACCUUUCUGACAAGCAGAAAAUAAGCUUGAGAGAUGAAAGGCUGCUAAGUCCACUCUCACUUAAAACCUCAGAUUCAUCAGCAACCACAGGUGAAUCUCCUUCCGACCCCUCAGACCAGGACACCGACACAGAAAGUCCAGUUUGGCAAAGGCCCCAGCAUCACUUCAGCCUGCCAACCUCAUCCUCUGCAGCAAACAAGGCACAAAGGACCAGUUACUCCAGCAUGAAAGACAGAUAUCAUGAGGCAGCUCAAAAGCAUGACCCUUCUACUCCAUCCCAAGCUGUGGCUAAGCGAAGUGACAAGCAGCCAUCGCUGCCAAAAAGGACUGUCACCAGCAGGCCUCAAAAUGAUUCAAGUUAUCAUCCUUUCAAAGAACGUCUGGCAGCCCUUGGCAAAUUGAAGAGCACAGAGGACCUCCAGCAGGCCGUAGAAAAGAGAGAAGUGCAAAGUAACAUGGGUAAAACCGGAGCAUCACCAGGGAACAAUGAAAGAAGCAAGACGGCAGAGCGCAUUGCAAUGGAACAGCGACAUUCAAAGUAUACAGAUUCACUUGAUGGGAAACCCUACCCUAAAACCAGCUUUGGCAAUUACUCCAAGGCCUCUGGUUCUUCCUCUCAUGAACAGAGCACUAAGCCAGUGACAGCAGAAAAGAAUUACAUAGCUAAAGUAGAGGGUCAAAAGAUCAAAAUGGGAAUGUCUUCUACAAGCUCUUGCGAAACCCCUGUUGUAAUGCGAAGCUAUGGAAAGUGCCCCAAUCCCCUCACCCACCACAGCAAAACGGUCCCAAGUCCUCAAAGCAGCCCUACUAGAGUGCAAUCAAAGUCCCCGUCCAAAGCUGGUAAUGCCUCCUCCUAUCCCCGAGGAAUGAAACCAGUUCAAGAUGAGCGCUCCCACCCCCAGAGGCACACAUCACGCGCUGAAGACAAACCAAAGCUCCUGGCUGGAAAGAAAAAGACCUUUGCACAUGUCGAUAACUUCCCACCUCCUCCUCCGCCAAGAACGGGAACAGAAUCAGCUAAUAUUAAGACUGUUGAAGAAAAACGACCUUCUGCGGCAGCUCCUGCUCCCCAGUCAGCCAUUGAGCAGAAAGUGAUGCGGGGAAUUGAAGAAAACAUGCUUAAGCUGCAGGAACAAGAUCGAGGCCAAGCUGCAGAAACAAAACAGAAGACUUCCAAUGGGAUAGCCAGUUGGUUCGGCCUGAAGAAAAGCAAGCUUCCGGCACUUAAUCGCAAACCUGAAAUGUCCAAGCUUAAGAUCAAUGUGUCGUCCUCUUCCGGAGCCAAGGAUGCCUCAGGGGCCAAAGGAGGACCCAGGAAGGUGGUGGAAAGCUUAAACAUCUCUAAGCUCAUGGAGAAGGCAGAAGAUUUAAGGAAGGCCUUGGAAGAAGAAAGGGCCUAUGUGAACAGGGUGGGGAUCGCUCUGGAUCGUCCCGGGAGAGGACACUCAUGUGAAGUGGUAAUGGACCAAGCACAGGGUCAGCUAUCGCUUAUGUACAGGGGAGUAACGGCUGACAGCUUCAUGCAACAGCUGCUGAAUAGGGUGGAUGAGACAGGAGCUCCGAGUUUUGGCAUAGUUCAUCGGCGACUUUCCUUCGACUCCAAGAGGUCCCGUCCUGUUUUCGGCCACCAGCAGAAUGGCAUCAGUCACACCAGGAGCCGAGAGGAGAUGGACAAAGGUUCAGACAUGGUCAGCCGUGACGAGAUCACAUCUGAUGAGAGCCUGGCGGAGUCCAUCAGCUCCCAGCACUUCACCGGCUCUGGUUCCUCAAUGCGCACUCUCGACAGUGGAAUAGGCACGUUCCCUCUGCCCGACUAUGCCAGCAGUGCUGCAGGGAAAGGUAUUCCCAAACCCCAGGGAGACCAAGGCUUCUCUACUUCUCAGGGAAAACAAGGAGCCCUGCUGAAGGCUCCUCGCAAAGCACGCACUCUGGAGAGAGAGCUUUCGUCUUUGGAUGAAGUGAACCCUUGUGUUCUCUACACUUCUCCUCUGGAGGCCAAGGGACCAGCCAUGCAUCUUUCUAGCACCAUCCACGAAGACAUAGACACCUAUGGAGCCCAUUUACAAGCACCACCUACCAAGAACUGGACUUUUCCCAACCUGAGAGGAUCAGCAGGUCCUGCAGACGUGUACCUGCAGGAGGACAUGGAGCCUCCCAGCCAAGGAACUCCAUCCAGACGGAGUCUGAACAAAGGUGUCCCUCAGGGUCCUCACGAAGCCGACCCCAGAAACCUCCCCCUCCCACCGCAGAUGGGCAUGAGUCGUCAGAGGAAGGGAAGGACUCACGGAGGUCCGGAGAUGUCCAAGGAAGGCGGCCUAGAGCUGGUGAAGGAGCGUCCAGAUGACAUUCUGUCCCCCAGUCGUCCACAAGCCUUGGAGACACCCGAGUCUCUCAGCGACUCUCUCUAUGACAGCCUCUCCUCCUGUGGCAGCCAGGGAUGAGUGAGAGAACUGACCAGCGUCAGCUAGCGUCUUAACGAUGAUGAACGUUUACCCUUUACUUUGCAGUGGAUCUCCAAACGCAGAGGCAGCGUGCUGACACUAAAGCCCUGCUGUACUGAUCUGAUAUCAGUUUCGGCCAUCGUUAGUAGGGAGCCUGAACUCAAAUGAUGCUAAAUGCACAUCAGAUAGAAAGAUUUAAAGAGAGAAGCUGCCUAAGCCCUCAGCAGUUCUCUGGGGAACCAAUAUUCCACAUUAUUUACCUUAAAAUACCUCUCCAUGAGUCUAUUUGUUGGUCUUAAUGAACCUGAAAUUCCUAAUGACCUUUCACGUGUUCCUCAGGACAACUGAUGGACAGACGAUCAAGAACAACGCAUUGGUUUAAAAAGACAUUCACAGACGUGUGCUUUUCGAGAGAAUGCAUGAUCUUGCCACAUCUGCUGGAAAACCUCUCGCUCUUGUGAAUAUCAAAGCAGAGGGCCUUGUUUGUUUUGUUCCAUGAAAAACAAAGGCCAUAAUCAAAUAAUUAGCUUUAUUAUUUAUUAUAACAUUUUAUAUGAUCUUGGUAAUUUAAUACAUCAAGAAGUCACAAGUUCCACCAUAACAUCUAAAUUCGGGACAGUUUCACUGUGUAAUUGAGGAGAAACAAGCACUGACUGGCUCAGAUCCUCCUGCUCGAAGUUGGAAGGCAGCAAAUCCCACCUCGUCACGUCUCGGUGGUUAGUUGAUUUGCUGGGAGAGGCAGGCUUGUGUUUUGGUUUGAUUGCUCCUCUUCCCCAAAUAGUGGGGCUGCUUCCAUAGCUGUGGCUUUGUUUCCCAUCUCGGCUGGAGGCAGGAGGCUAAAGCUAAUGGCACACUUUUCUUUCCGUUUAUCCUUUAUCACAGUUACAAAUCACAGGUUUAGACUUUUGGUGAAAGAAACCCUUUAGGCAGUCAGCUGUCAAAGUUGUAUUUGUGUCCAUUACAGAAUGCCAAAUGUCAAGGAUGCACAAUGACAUCGCAUAUUAGUAUCAUAUGAAAAACAUACCCCUUUGGACAGACUGAUAUUUCAAACCAGUAUUUUAGCAGAAUAUUUGUGUCGCUGCACUAAAAUAUCUACAUUUUAUUAGUUUUAUUGCAUUUGUAGGCUUACAGAACAACUCACAUUUCUCUGUAAUGCUAAUCCAGCUGGAUUUAGUCCUAAAUUUCUACAUUUUAUAAAUGUUUGUGUAUCAGCAUUGGUAGUUAGGCACAAGAAAAGUGUCUGAUAUCAUCCCACAGUUCACAUAAAGGUGCAUCCUGUUUACAUGUGGCUAUAUAACAGCUUAAGGGCUGCAUUCAGAAUCACUCUCCACUUGAGAAAUAGUGCACUAUAUAGUGUGUCCGCUAUGCCAGUUUUCAGUGGUAAAUCUUUUAGUGAGUACAUUAUAUAGCAAACACCAUUUAGAGAAUAGUAUAUAUAAACUGAAUUAAAGGGUGGAUACAUUCUAGAGCAGGGCUACCCAGAUCCAAAUCUCACCUCUGAGGAUGUUUGGUUUGGCCUAGCAUAAAGUUACCCUACCCCUGACUCCCCCCAGCUAAUGAGAGAACAAACAUAUUUUUAUACAGCAAAUAACUUUUUUUCAUUAACAUUUUUGGAUUGUUUUCAUUACAGAACUCAGUGUAAUGUUCUAAAACACAUUUCAAUAACUCGUUUAGGACCCUACUUGGCUUCGUUUGCAAAAGUUUGAACACAUCCGCUCAAAUUCCAUAUUUUACACAGGCCAAAUGUAAACAUGGCACUUUUCUGCUAAUUUUAUUGCACAGUUUCUGUUUCUUCUCAUUUACUGAGAUUAACAUGUAUAUACCAUAACCUUUUCACAGGCCACAGUUUCCCUCCAAUGUGUUAAAUUCAGUAAAUAGUAUUUUAAAAGUAUAUUCAGUUAUUGUGCAUUAAAGUGUGCAGCAGUAUGUCUCAGUAGAGGAUGUGUAACUUAUUUACAUUCAGAAAAUUAAUAAUAACAUGGAAUCUGACCCAAAACGUUUGCAUACGACUGUAUAUAUGACUGUCUUGGCCCUUGUCCCACCACAAAUAUUGCAUUUUGGAUACAGAGACAAAAAUUUGGGCACCCCUGCUUUAGAGUUCAGUGUGUUCUGUUGAAUUCAGGGUUUGAAAUAAGAUGGUCUGUAAAAUGACAAGUAGCUGUAUUACAGAAACAUCCUAACUCUGAAAUUUUAUUCGUGACGGUUAGAGUUAGGGACAGUAUUAGAGAACAGCAGUUCCAAUCUAAUCUCCAGAUAGGAUUGUUUGUCAUAUUUUAGUUUCGUCUCGCUAACUAAUGUACAUUUUUGUCUGUUAUUAUGAUGGCAUGUUUACAUUUCAGCUUUGCGUGUUUUGUUAGUUGCUAGGAAACAGGCAGUUAAAACAGCACUAUGUACGUUGUUUUGUUAAGACUGAAGGCAGUAUCAUUGCUGAGUGAGGUGAAUAAAAACACACUAAAAUAUGAUGAGCGUGCGCUGCUGUGAGUCACCCCCUAAAACAUUAAAUAAUCAUUUAAAAGUCAGAGGUGUCAAGUUUUUCACGCCACGCCGUACGUCUUUACAUAUUAACACCACACACAGACUCAAAAAGCAGGUCCGGCUUGAUGCUUAACAUUAUAACUCAAUCAACAUUAUACUGAUGAAAAUACGAUGACUGUAGUAGAUAAUUCACUCACAUCCUCAGAAGAUGCGUUCGUCACCAAGUUUAGACUGAGUUCUCUUUGAAUUCUCUUUCAGCUCUUGCAGAAGUCAGAGUCAUCUGAAGCACAACCCAUUAAACAUUUCCAUCAGAGAGGCCUCCAAAUCGUCAAAUGUUACAUAGUGCUGCUUUAAUUAUCAAUCUCAGUUGAGUAUGAAUAACUCGAGAUAAGACCCUAAAUUAAGAUAACGUUUGUUUCUAUAAUAUGAUUUUGUGACAUAUAUUAUCUCAAUCUUUCCAGAUUUUGAUUUAGGACUAAAAAUGGGAAGUUUCUGUAAUAUAACAGAUUCAAUCCUGUGGGCUGAGCUAAUGUGUCUAGAAAACCGGCCCUGCUUUCUCCAAAACUCAGAUCAUGACAGAAGGUGCUCACUUUGCUGUAAAAACACACAAGCACAAAAACCUUCAUCAACUGAAUUCUUCACCACUUUCAGCAGCUCUUUAUUCUUCUUAAGUCCUGCAGAGACGUUCGGCACACCAGACUGCACUGCAGGACUGGAGGUAGCACUUCCUCUGAGCCAGUUGCUAUAAAACUGUCGCAAUGAUCUAACAGCCGUGUGAGUUGGAGCCUGACCGAUAAUAUCAGUCGGCCGAUAAUAUUGGCCGAUAUUGAAGCCUGUGGUUUAUUCGGUAUCCGCAAGAACAUUGCACUGAUAACAUACUCAUAAUGCUGAUAAUUACUGACUUUUUUUGCUAUUAAAAACAAUAAAAUGUA
Molecule: messenger RNA, 8202 nt
Organism: Pygocentrus nattereri (red-bellied piranha)
Lineage: Eukaryota; Metazoa; Chordata; Actinopteri; Characiformes; Serrasalmidae
Product: nck-associated protein 5-like
Exons: 14
Coding region: 482-4795 (1437 amino acids)
Biological process (GO): microtubule bundle formation; microtubule depolymerization
Cellular component (GO): microtubule plus-end
Source: RefSeq, a predicted model, not a curated record